AUGGUUCAGUCUCUUGAACAAAAUCAAAAAAUAAAACGUGACGUGUUGCGGGUCAUUGAUCAUUUGACGAGGUUACUAUGCUCAAGAAGUGCUGAUAUUCCUGGUGGAAAUGAAGAAAAGAGGCCUGAAUUGAUCUCAGUGGUAUCUCAUGACAAGAAAGAAGAAUUUCCAAAGACCCCAGUUAGGACUGGGAACCAUCUUAUUUCAACACCUGUUAAGACAAACACUUUUAUGGUUCUGCGGGUCAUUGAAGAUGUUGUUGCUUCAUCUGCUGAGCUUGCAAAAGCUUACAUGGGUAGUAGGACGCCAAAAGAAUCUGUAUCAAGGCCUGGACUACAAAAUCAAGUGUCUAGGGGAGAUUUAACUUGUCCAAGCAAUAAAAAUUUCCCUUCUAUGUCUUCCACAAUGUCACUUGUACCAAGAUCUUCCGGUCUUGUUGGUAAUCUUGGAAACAGUUUUGUGACCCCAAGAUUAAGGGGCAGGUCUGCAAUAUACAGCAUGGCACGGACACCUUAUUCCAGGGUUAAUUCAUCAACUCUCCUCAAGAGUUCUGGCACUGCAAGUGAUGCUUUUGGUGGAUCUUCAUCAUCAUCUGAGAGUGCUUGGGAGCAAAAGAGAAUUUCUGGGCUCUACACAAGGGUUUUAAAGCGCAGGAGUUCAGUAUUAGACAAUGAUAUAGGACCAGUUGAUCAGCAUGAUAUAGGUUUUAAAGCGCAUGAUAUUGGAUUGAGGAGGGAUAUCCAUAAGCUUCACUUUUGGAUCAGUUGGAUAAAACUGCCAAUAUUGCUAACAUUCCCCCUUUCUUUCUUUCUUUCUUUCAGCUGUGCUACUACUGCUCCUGGUACAACCAAUUAUUUGUCAGAUAAAACUGAUAAGGAGAGCAAUCUGAAUGGCAUCUUCUGUAGGACACCUGAAGCUGCAAUCACCUCUUCUGUAUCAACUUCAAUAUCAGCUGGAAGUAAGUUCAAGUUUGGUGCGUCAGCAGAUGGUUAUACCUUUUAUAAUGGGUCUUCUGCUUCUAGUCCUUUUUCGUUCUCUUCUCUGGAGCCUUCUCUAGUCCCGAGUAAUUGUCAAAGUUCCUCCAGUGCAACUGCCACCAAAAAUGACUCUUCUGCUGCUACCAUCACCUCUGCAAGUGCAACUGCAAAUGCCAGCAACAGCUUUACCAGCAGCCUCUCUGUGGAGGCUUCAAUCCCUUCCUUUACAGGUCCACCCGUUUUCAAGUUUUCAUCCUCUGGGGACCCAUCAACUUCAGUUUCAACAUUAUCAGCAACUUCAGGGGAAGCAACUGAAUCUAAGACACAGGAUACAAAACUUGGCAAUGUAGGUAUCUUUCCUUUUGGUAGUACAUCUGCUUUUACUGUCUCUGGAAGUAGUAUUUUUGGUGGUACAAGUGCUGCAAGCAGCUCUGCUGGUACAACAGCUGAAGUCGCAAGCUCUGGAACUAGCAGUUCCAGUGGUAUAUCUUCCACUAUUACGAACUCUGGAAGUGGCUUUUUCAGCAGCACAUUUUCCCCAGUGACAAGCACAAGCAAUGGUAUCUUCGGUGGUACAUCUGCAAGUACAAGCACAGGCAAUGGUAUCUUUGGUUGUACAUCUGCAACUACAAGCACGGGCACUGGUUUAUUUGGUGAUACAUCUGCAACUACAAGCACUGGCAAUGGCAUCUCUGGUGGUACAUCAGCAACAAGCACAGUUAGUAGUAUUUUUGGUGGUACGUCUUUCCCAGAAUCUGGUACAGGAAGUAGUAUUUUUGCCGCUAAAGCUGCAGUCACGAUCACUGGAAGCAACAUCUUUGGAUUCAGUGCUCCAGCUACAUCCACAUCUGCUUCACAAUCUCAGGGUUUAAAUCCUUUCAAUGCUGUUAAUACCCAAGCAUCUGCUGCAGGAACUGGCAUUGGUAGCUCAACUCAGAGCACGCCCAUUCAGUUCUCCUCAUUUGCAUCAUCUUCAUCUUUUGGAUUGACUGGGAAUGCAACCUUUUCCUCUGGCAGUUCGAUUUUUGGGUCUUCGGCAUCUGUAGCUAAACCUUUUAGUUCAGGUUCAAGUUUUGGAAUAAGUUCUUCCUUUUCAGAAACCAAGUCUCUGAGCUCUAGCAGUGGCAUUGCUGGUGGUGCGUUUGGUUCCACUUGGCAAGCUCCCAAGACACCCACAUUUGGUUCAUCAUCAGGAUUUUCUUUUGGAUCAUCAACUUCUGUUAGUGCUCCUAGUGGUGCAUCUUCUAUCUUUGGGUCAUCCACCGGUGCCUCUUCAAGUUCCAUAUUUUCAUUCACUUCCGCUGCAGCUGCCACUCCGUCACUGCCUGUGUUUGGUAAUACGAGUCCUGGCUUGGUGUUUGGGUCGACGCCCUCUAGUAAUAAUGAUCAAAUGGAAGAUAGUAUGGUGGAGGACACAGUUCAGGCUUCACCGGCUGUUGUGACAUUUAGUCAACAGCCAAUCUCACCACCCGCUUCUGGGUUCGUUUUUGGUUCAUCAAACCCACCAGCAGCAGGUUCUGUCCCAUUUGGAACCCGACCAAGCAUGGCCGCACCACAGAAUCCAUCUCCAUUUCUGGCUUCUGGUAGUCUGGAAUUUGGUGGUGGAGGGAGCUUCUCAUUGGGCACCAAUGGUGGUGACAAGUCUGCCAGAAAAUAUGUGAAGGUCCGCAAACAGCGGAAAAAGUAAAAAGGUUUAAUUACUUCGAGGCAACUCUUUCAUGCGAGAGACUUAAGUGAUUGAUUGAAUAAUUAUUCUGGCAGAUUAGAGGAGCUGCUGAUUGUUGCUGUAUGUUGUAGCCAUCAGAAUGUCAUUGAUGCCGGCACAAAUGUGAGGAGCUGUUAAAAAUGUUGCUGUUAUUUCAUGAUUUCUAUGGGAUGCUGGCAGAAGUUGGUCGCAAUUUUGUAUGUUCUUCCUGGUAAAAAAUUGAGACAACAUUUGGAACUGUACUACUAGUAUUAGUUAGCUGAUAAAUUUUCUGGUUUGAGCUAUUGUGCUUUUGGACUUGUUCUGUG
Gossypium raimondii (Peruvian cotton) is the source of this 2990-nucleotide messenger RNA. Its product is annotated as nuclear pore complex protein NUP1. The record is from RefSeq and is a predicted model, not a curated record. Gene Ontology annotation, cellular component: nuclear envelope. Gene Ontology annotation, biological process: nuclear membrane organization; poly(A)+ mRNA export from nucleus. NCBI's taxonomy places the organism in Eukaryota, Viridiplantae, Streptophyta, Magnoliopsida, Malvales, Malvaceae.